UGCCAAACGCACACAUACCAUCAAAGUACAAUUAUCAAUGGCUUAAGCGGGCGGAAAUGCGUUUUCAAACUGAAGUCCAACCCUCCGCUUCACUCUACUCCACUCUCCUGUUUCUUGUUCUCUAAUGGAUGCUCCGAAGGAUCAUAUGCUCAACCUUCUUGAUCAUGGCCUCCACAACUCCGCUGAAAUCCUUGGUCAAUUUCUUGUGUCUUCAUCUUCAGUGAACUCCGAAGCUAAUUCUAAUGCCAAGGCUGAGAAUUUGCUUCUUUUGGGUGAUGCAUUUUUUCGGGAAAGGGAAUUUCGGCGAGCUAUUAAUAUGUAUAAACAAGCAUUGCAGCAUCACAAGUUCAUUCCGAAGCAAAGUGCUUCGACUUUAAGAAGCUCAUUAUCUAUGCCAAACAGGUCUUCUUCUCCAAGUCCUCUUAAUAUUUCAACGUUUAAUGAAAAUGAGGUCAAAUUCAAAAUAGCAUCUUGUCAUGCAGCAUUGAAUGAAAAUAAAGUUGCACUCUUGGAGAUGGAUGGAAUUCCUAUCAAGGCUAGAAACUUGCCUAUGCAUUUGAUGAUGGGAAAACUUUAUCGAAAUACUAGGCAUACUCGUGCAGCUGUUUCUUGUUACAAAGAAUGUUUAAGACAGUGUCCCUAUCUCUUUGAAGCCAUAACUGCUUUAGCUGAGCUUGGAGCUUCUGCCAAGGAGAUUAUUUCUUUACUUCCUCAGACACCUAGUAGAAGCGGGAGGCCUCACUCUGAUCAUGUUGAAUCUAGUCGGUGGCUACAUCAUUAUGCCGAGGCCCAGUGUUGCAUUACUUCAAAUGAUUAUAAAGGUGCCUUGGAAAUAUUUUCAGAUAUUUUGCAGCGAUUCCCAAAUAAUGUACAUAUUUUACUUGAAAUUGCAAAGGUUGAAGCCAUUAUUGGGAAGCAUGAUGAAGCUCUAGUGAGUUUUGAAAAGGCUCGUUCUCUGGAUCCUUAUGUAGUUACAUACAUGGAUGAGUAUGCGAUGCUUCUUAAGAAAAAGUCUGAAUAUCCAAAGCUAAACAAGCUGGUGUAUGACUUGUUGAAUAUUGAUUCUACCAGACCAGAAGUGUUUGUCUGCUUGUCAGUGUUGUGGGAAAGGAAAGAUGAGAGAGGAGCCCUAUCUUAUGCAGAGAAGAGUAUUCAAAUGGAUGAAAGGCUUGUAUCAGGAUAUAUUAUGAAGGGGAACUUGCUUUUAGCAAUGAAUCGACCUGAUGCAGCUGCUGCAGCAUUUAGAGGUGCUCAGGAGCUAAAACCCGAUCUUCGUUCGUAUCAAGGAUUAGUUUAUUCUUAUUUGGCUAUUUCAAAGGUUAAGGAGGCUUUGUAUAUUGCAAGAGAGGCGAUGAAAGCAAUGCCUCAAUCGGCCGUUGCUUUAAAGUUAGUUGGAGAUGUGCAUGCUAAAAGCUCCAGUGGGAGAGAAAAGGCAAAAAAGUUUUAUGAGUCUGCUCUCAGGCUGGAACCGGGUUAUCUUGGGGCUGCAUUAGCUCUUGCUGAACUUCAUGUUAUGGAGGGUCGAAAUGGUGAUGCUGUGUCUCUUCUUGAGCGUUACCUUAAAGACUGGGCAGAUGAUUCUCUUCAUGUAAAGCUUGCUCAAGUAUUUGCUGCCACAAACAUGUUACAAGAGGCACUGUCUCAUUAUCAGGCUGCGUUGAGAAUAAAUCCCCAAAGUGAAGCUGCAAAGCUAGGGCUGGAUCGAUUAGAGAAGCAGAUGAAGGGAGUUGAUCCAGAUGCACCUGAUGAUGACGAAGAAAAUGAAGUUGAUGAUGGCGAAGGUGACCAGGAAGAAACCGAGCUUUUGUAAGCUGCCUAAACUUAUAAUUCGAUUUCACAUGAAGAUGUUAUUGAUCAACGUCUUUAAUCCUGGUAUGGAAAGUGGCUUGUGAAUUGUGAUCAUUCUGUAUGUAUAAUGUAUAGUUCUGGGUGAUGUUGGUAUCCAGAAUGUGUAUCAUAUUGUAGCCUAUUUCUUCUUUUUGUGGGGUAUACUGCUAAACAUUCUACUUUGUAUUACUUAUUAUACUUAGGAUAAAGAUCCUUAAUUAUUGAUCAUUUGGAAUACUGGAGUCAAGGCUUACUGUACUACCAUUUUUGACCACUUCA
Molecule: messenger RNA, 2106 nt
Organism: Amaranthus tricolor (Joseph's coat)
Lineage: Eukaryota; Viridiplantae; Streptophyta; Magnoliopsida; Caryophyllales; Amaranthaceae
Product: anaphase-promoting complex subunit 7
Exons: 18
Coding region: 125-1810 (561 amino acids)
Biological process (GO): cell division
Molecular function (GO): protein binding
Source: RefSeq, a predicted model, not a curated record